AUGUCCAUGUUCAAAGAGGGCGCUGUAGUCGGGAGCCGAGUUGCUCAUACUUAUCCCAAAGUUGGAGUCGUCGGCAUAUUUCCAACGAGCAGGAAUUUCUCCCGGGACAUCAUUGAUAAGCAUGAGGAACCAGUGUGGUCCCAUCUUGCUGCCUUGGCGGACGCCAUGGUGUGCUCCAGUGUUCUGCAGUGUGCCUCCAGUCUGUGCAUUGUGUUCCAGUCUUGCAGUGUGCCUCCAGUCUGUGCAGUGUGCCUCCAGUCUUCUGUAGUGUGCCUCCAGUCAGAUGCUUCCAGUCUGUGCAGAGUUCCUCCAGUCUUUGCAGUGUGCCUCCAGUCAUCAUGCCCCCAGUCUUUGCAGUGUGCCUCCAGUCUUUGCAGCGUGCCUCCAGCCUUGCAGUGUGCCUCCAGCCUUUGCAGUGUGCCUCCAGUCUUUGAGUGUGCCCCCAGUCUUUGCAGGGUGCCCUCAGUCUUUGCAGCGUGCCCUGUCUUUGCAGCGUGCUCCAGUCUUUGCAGCGUGCCCCCAGUCUUUGACAGUGUGCCCCAGUCUUUGCAUGUGCCUCCAGUCUUUGCAGCGUGCCUCCAGUCUUGCAGCGUGCCUCCAGUCUUUGCAGGUGCUCCAAUCUUUGCAGAGUGCCCCAUCCUUUGCAGCAUGCCCCCAGUCUUGCAGCGUGCCCCAGUCUUUGCAGUGCCUCCAGUCGCGAGUGUGCCCAGUCUUUGCAGCGUGCCUCCAGUCUUUGCAGCUGUGCCCCAGUCUUUGCAGCGUGCCCCAGUCUUGCAGCGUGCCCUCAGUCUUUGCAGCGUGCCUCUAGUCUUGCAGUGUGCCUCUAGUCUUUGCAGCGUGCCUCCAGUCUUGCAGCGUGCCUCCAGUCUUUGCAGCGUGCUCCAGUCUUGCAGCGUGCCUCCAGUCUUUGCAGCUGUGCUCCUCAGUCUUUGCAGCAGUGUCCCCAGUCUUGCAGUGUGCCUCCAGUCUUGCAGCGUGCCUCCGUCUGCAGCCGCGGCCUCCAGUCUUGAAGUGUGCCUCCAGUCUUUGCAGCGUGCCUCCAGUCUUUUGCAGUGGCCCCCAGUCUUUGCAGUUCUUUGCAGUAGUGUGCUCCCAGUCUUUGCAGCGGGCUCAGUCUUUGCUGCUUCCAGUCUUGCAGCGUGCUCCAGUCUUUGCAGGCGUGCCAGUCUUUGCAGCGUGCCUCCAGUCUUGCAGCGUGCUCCAGUUCUUUGCAGCGUGCCCUAG
Messenger RNA from Homarus americanus (American lobster), 1224 nucleotides. Its product is annotated as keratin-associated protein 16-1-like. The coding region runs from base 1 to 1224 and encodes 407 amino acids. NCBI's taxonomy places the organism in Eukaryota, Metazoa, Arthropoda, Malacostraca, Decapoda, Nephropidae. The transcript is spliced from 8 exons. The record is from RefSeq and is a predicted model, not a curated record.